AUGCUUCUCCUUCCCCGCGGCGGGGAAGCCAACCUGGACGCGGGCCAGUUAUUGACGCUCACCAUCCUCACGCGCGUGGCGUCGGCACUCUCCGCCCUCGGCGUGCUUACCAUCAUCACAACCUUCUGUCUGUCCAGACAUUUCCGCAAUCCCAUGCAUCGCCUCAUUGUCAUCAAUGCCUUUUACAACGCCCUCGAUGUCACGUGCACGAUGAUCUCGACAGGUGGACCGCAGGCCGGCAAUACGUCCGCGCUUUGCCAGUUUCAGGGGUUCCUUAACCAAAUGUUCCCUAUUGCGGAUGUGUUGUGGACCAUGGCCAUGGCUGUCAAUGUUUACCUCAUCGUCUACCGCAGCUAUGAUGUCGAGUCGUUACGACGGCUCGAGUGGAAGUACAUCGUCGGCAUCACCGUCGCUACCUUUAUCCCGGCCUUUGUGCUGCUGUUUAUCAAGACGGAAGAGAAUGGUCCCAUGUACGGGAGUGUAACUAUGUGGUGCGCCAUCGCCCCUAAAUGGGUCUUGUUCCGCAUCAUCCUGUACUACGUCCCAAUAUGGACCUGCAUCAUCAUCACCAUCGUACUCUACCUCCUCGUCGGCAUCGAAAUCGCCAACCGCCGGCGCAUCAUGCAAUCCAUAAGCAGCAACGCCAACCACCAAGCCACAGCCUCCCUCUCCGCCAACGAAACCAUAGAGCGCAACUCCUACGGCAGCACGACCAAACCCACCGUCGACGCCAUCCAAGAGUUCGACCCCACCAGCACAACCGACUCCCCUCGGCCCCCUACCCGCUCCAACACCGGCAGCGACGAGCCCUUCAGCUCCAAAUACUACUCCUCCCACCACCCCACCUCCUCCUCCGCCGCCUCACGCGUCAUCCCCUCCAACCCAUCCUCCCUCUCCUUCCGACAAUACAUCCUCAUGCCACUUUUCUUCUUCAUCGCGCUGCUGCUGGUGUGGGUGGCGCCUUCGACCAACCGGGUAGCGUCGUUCAUCGAGCCGGGGUUCUCAUCCUUCCCAUUGCUGUUGACGGUUGGCGUUACUGGGUCGCUGCGCGGGUUUUGGAAUGGGAUUGUUUUUGUGGUUGUGGGGAUGCGGUCGUGGAAGAGGAGGAAGCAGUCGGAUGAGUUGGCUUUGAGGCCUGUUACUAGGGAGUAA
Molecule: messenger RNA, 1152 nt
Organism: Dichotomopilus funicola
Lineage: Eukaryota; Fungi; Ascomycota; Sordariomycetes; Sordariales; Chaetomiaceae
Exons: 4
Coding region: 1-1152 (383 amino acids)
Biological process (GO): cell surface receptor signaling pathway; adenylate cyclase-activating G protein-coupled receptor signaling pathway
Cellular component (GO): plasma membrane
Molecular function (GO): G protein-coupled receptor activity
Source: RefSeq, a predicted model, not a curated record